UAGUAACAGGCAUCUCUUUCUUUCGACAGCCACUAAAAUGGCCGAAUUUCAUUGUGGUACGACGGACGUCUUGGAAAAUAUGUAUUAUGUCGUGUGUUAACCGCAGUAAAUAAACAAUAUUGUGCAAGUGGCGUGACCCCUACAGUGCUCAGUGCUAGUGCAUGUUGUGUUCGUCCAAGUGUUUACGUCGUGGAAUCACAUUUAUCUAAAAAGGUGUUUUGUGUGUGUUUGUGUGCCUUGUUUUCACCAAUAACUUCAUUCUGACAUCUGUUUUGGAUUUAUGUACACUUGAACACGGUGAUGCUGGGCGGGGCGGGGUCGCCGGGCGGCGACGACCUUCUCACCGUCACAGUCGUGCGCGACGAGCACGGGUAUGGGAUGAAGGUGUCCGGUGACAACCCCGUAUACGUGCAAUCGGUGAAGGAGCACGGGGCGGCGUGGCGCGCGGGCCUGCGCGCCGGCGACCGCAUCCUGCGCGUCGACUCGGUGCCGGUGCACCACCACACGCACCAGCAGGUCGUGCACAUGAUACGAGCGAACCCAACGACAGUGCUCACCGUGCAGCAGAACGCUUCGAGGCACAAAACGCCGAUCACAGCACCCGUACCUGUUAAUCCGGAGAAGCAGCGCCAGUUGGAAGUGUCGAAGGUGCAUACGAUGAAGCUGAUGCUGGAGCAGGAGCAGAAGUACAUCAGGGAGUUGAGGAACGAGCUAACCAAAGUGCCAGACGUGAGGAAACAGGCCCAGCUCGAGGCGGCCGAGCAGCGGUGCUCGGUGCUGCAGCACGAGAUAGACAACAUUACCGCGGGACAGCCGGGGGAGCUGCCCCAACCGCCGUCGACACCGCGCCUGCGCAAUAAAACCGUCGUAGAGAAGACCUCCACGCCCGUGUCCAACACCGGCUUCCUGAGCGGACUCCCGCGGUCCCUCAGCAACCUCACUGGACAGAGUCUCCGAAACCUCAGACAAGCGAGACAGAACAGCAAGAAUCAGCAGGAGAACCAGCCGCCGCUAGUCCGGCAAAACUCGGACGAAACUGACCAUAAAAGGAGACAUGUACAUAAUAACACAGUGCCGAUAGUGCCUACUACGUGUUUGGACAAUGUGACCCCUCCGCCCCUACCUCCCCGAUCUAUAGAGAGGCCCAAACGGAGCUCGCUGAGUCCGACCGUUACGCCGGUCAAUCCGCUAGCGAAACCGAAGCCGUGCAAUUCGGCCAGUCCGGCGCACAAACAGUACUACAAGGGACGUUACUAUCCGGACAAACCGUUCCAAAUGCACCAGUCAAUGCCGGCGUACAAGGAUGAUAACACGAAGCAGUUCAGGAGGUCGUCUCACUCGUUGGACGGCGAGUUGGAAGGGCCGCAACCGAAUUCGAUAGCGUUACAAAUGAGCUACCCGCUCGUGAACGUACCGCCGCCGCCUUUGCAGACGGACAACAGAAACAAUGUGCCCGUGUUGCACGUGAGGAGCAGGUCCUCACCGGAGCAGCUUGACUGCGACUUGACUAGAUUUGCGGGCGGUCCGUGCGCCCCCGGCCCCCCCCGCGCGGGCGGCGCGGCGUGUGCGCCGAGCGCCACGGGCGCGGAGUGCGCGAGCGACACGCCGCCGCCCGGCACGCCGCCGCCGCCCUACCACACCAACACACAGCCGUGUGCCGACCCACAGAGAGCCAUUAUAUCAAUGGAGGAAGACGACGCUCCUGCGCCUGACUCGGCGAGCUACUCCGGCCUGUUCUCCAACCUGCGCUGCGUGCGCGAGUCCAACGCGAGAAUGGCCGUGCUGCUCAACUGGUUACUGGGGAGAGGUAGAUGCGCACACGCGGGGCUGGUGCUGGUGCUGACGGAGGGGUUCCGCUGCGCCGCCGCGCCCGCCGCCACGCUGCGCCGCUGGGCCUACGAGAUACACUCCACCUUCCUCAUGCCGCACGCGGUGUUACAGUUGAACGGUGUCGACGAAAACAUGGCCAAUGAGAUUGAACAUGUUUUAGUCAACGAAUACGACAAAGAAGAGAUAGUGCGCAACGUGUUCCGCAAGGCGCGGCAGAAGGCGAAGGACGAGUUGAGCCAGCAGCUGUCGGAGUUCCAGGUGAAGCGGCAGCUCGGGCUCGCCUCGCUGUACUCGCCCGACGACGCCGUGCUCCUCAAGUGCGACGUGGAUAAGGCGCAGGAGCAAGUGGUGGUGGAGCAGGUGAUGGGGUCGGUGCUGCGCGGCGCGGCGGGGGGCGCGGGUGCGGGGGGCGGUGCUGGGGGCGCGGGGGGCGCGGGCGAGGCGCGCGCGGCGCUGCUGGCGGCGCUCAUCGCCGCCGCGCUGUGUCUGCAGUGCAGGCCGGCGACGGUGGCGGCGGCGGUGGGCGGCACGCGGGCGUCGUUCCUGCAGCGCGACAAGCUCUACAAGCAGAGGACGAAGCAGAUCAUGAAGCAGCAUCCGCAACCUUUCGUGGUACGUGGCCACCACCUUCAGCUGCAAGCGUUGACGUCGGUGGGCCACUGCCACCACUGCGACAACGUCAUAUGGGGACUGGCGCCGCAGGCUUUCGUCUGUACAGACUGCAAGCUGCGCGUGCAUCGGCACUGCGCCAAGUUCGUGGAGGAGAGCUGCUGCCUCGACGGCGAGCAUCACAACAACAGGAUCUCGCGGUUCAUGGAGAGGAUACACCAUAACAACCAGCCUAAUAGUCAAGACUCGACUGACAAGAAGCUGCGGAAGGCGUCGGGCACCGCGCACUUUCUUAACAUGGAAAGAAGUUUUCGCAAGAUGGAGGACGACAUCCCUUGGGAGGCUACGAUGACGCCAAACGCCGCGCAAGGUAAGCAUAGAUUGUAAAAAAAACUUAAUCGUAAUCCGUUCAUCUGUUUGGGAGUUAUGAUACUAUAUACAGACCAUAUACAUAUCGUAAAGCCGCUUCUUUCGUCUGAGGAUUUAAAAAACAAAACACACCUACGUAUGAAUUUAUCGAUUUUUCUACUACUUUCAGA
Molecule: messenger RNA, 2978 nt
Organism: Manduca sexta (tobacco hornworm)
Lineage: Eukaryota; Metazoa; Arthropoda; Insecta; Lepidoptera; Sphingidae
Gene: RhoGEF2
Exons: 20
Coding region: 301-2826 (841 amino acids)
Biological process (GO): G protein-coupled receptor signaling pathway
Cellular component (GO): cytoplasm
Molecular function (GO): guanyl-nucleotide exchange factor activity; G protein-coupled receptor binding
Source: RefSeq, a predicted model, not a curated record